AUAAGUAAAUCCAGUCCGGACAGAAUGCCCAAAAACCCUAACUAUAUAAAGUUAAUCAUUCCCUGUUUCUUCAUAAACCCACUGAAGGUCCGCCAUUUGAAGGCUCUAUUCGCUCAAAAUUUCCUAAAGAAGAGAAAUGAAGGUAAUCGCAGCUUACUUGUUGGCCGUGUUGGGUGGCAACACCUGCCCCACAGAUAAGGAUUUGAAGAAAAUCCUUGGAUCUGUUGGAACUGACGCCGAUGAUGAUAGGAUUCAACUACUGCUCUCUCAAGUUGAGGGCAAAGAUAUCACUGAGCUGAUUGCUGCUGGCAGAGAAAAGUUGGCUUCAGUACCUGCUGGUGGUGGUGCUGUUGCAGUUGCUGCACCUGCUGGUGGUGGUGCCGCUGCACCUGCUGCUGAGGAGAAGAAGGAAGAAAAGAAAGUGGAAGAAAAAGAAGAGUCUGAUGAUGACAUGGGUUUCAGUCUUUUCGAUUAGAAGAAUUCGAAGAGUUCAGCUUAUGAAGUAUCUCUUUUUGUUCUCCUUGAGCGUAUUUUAGGAGGUUUCUUGUCUACUUACAGAUUUUGUUUGAACUUAGAAUUUUUAUGGACAACAUGCUGAGGCAAACAGUGGAAAUUAUAGUAUGUAAUUUCAAAUUUUCAGCUCUCUUAAAUAUUAUCUAUGUUGAUCUUACGUCA
Messenger RNA from Lycium ferocissimum, 675 nucleotides. Its product is annotated as large ribosomal subunit protein P2-like. Lineage: Eukaryota; Viridiplantae; Streptophyta; Magnoliopsida; Solanales; Solanaceae. Gene Ontology annotation, cellular component: ribosome; cytosolic large ribosomal subunit. Gene Ontology annotation, molecular function: structural constituent of ribosome. Bases 137 to 475 code for a protein of 112 amino acids. Gene Ontology annotation, biological process: cytoplasmic translational elongation. The transcript is spliced from 4 exons. The record is from RefSeq and is a predicted model, not a curated record.